AUGGACCCCGUCAUCAUAACGCCGGAUGACGUAGUUGAGGCGGUCCGUAGGGCCCCGAACUGGAAAUGUCCGGGGCUCGACGGGUUGCAUCACUACUGGCUGAAGGGGUUCGUGGUGUGUCACGCUGUACUCGCCCGACAGUUUCAAGAGGCUCUCAACCAGAAGUCGCACCCGAGCCUCUUCACUACUGGGAUCAAUCAUUUGGUUCCUAAAGAUCAGGAUACCACAGACCCGAGCAAAUACCGCCCCAUCACGUGUCUACCCACGAUAUACAAGACACUAACAUCCAUUUUGAGCGCGAGAAUCAGUCGUCACCUGAACUCAAAUCAGGUGAUGUCGCGCGCUCAGAAUGGAUGUAGGGGCGGUGGUCGUGGAACUAAGGAACCACUCCUCAUUGACGUGGUCAUUGGCAAGGUGGUUAAACGCAACCGUCGGAACCUCUCCGCCGCCUGGAUAGACUACAAAAAGGCACUCGACUCGGUGCCUCACGCAUGGCUUAAGAGGGUCCUCGAGUUGUACAAGAUUGACUGUACAGUUAGAGAUUUCCUCGGGCAGUGUAUGGGGCAGUGGAGUAUGAUCCUUUGUCAUCUAGGCGAGCGGAUGACGGCUGCGGAGAACCACAUAAAGAUAAGAAGGGGUAUCUUCCAGGGCGAUUGUUUGAGUCCAAUCUGGUUCUGCCUCUCUCUGAACCCUCUCAGUACCUUACUGGAGGGCUCCGGGAGCGGAUUUCAGCUUCGGAAGGGAGGUACAAAAGUGACCCACCUUUUCUAUACGGAUGAUCUCAAGUUAUUCGCCUCCAGUCGCUCUCAUCUUAUGGAAUUGCUAAACAUCACUUGUGAUUUUAGCAAUUCUAUAAGAAAGGAGCUGGGGACGGAUAAGUGUGCGGUCCUCCAUGUUGAAAGGGGAAGGGUUGCUAACUCUGAGGGCAUAGAUUUAUCUAUGCCCAUCAACAUAAGGACCCUUUCCGAGGCUGAAACAUACCGAUACCUGGGUAUGUCACAGAACAUCGGUGUAGAUGAGGCGUGUAUGAAACAGUCAGUUUGCGAUGUGUUUUAUGCACGCUUGACCAAAGUGCUUAACAGCCCUUUGUCCGGUGUGAAUAAGACGCACGCAUAUAACGGUUGGGUCAUGCCUGUUCUUAUGUAUACCUUUGGCAUACUUAGGUGGACUCAGACCGAACUAAACGCUCUGGACAGAAAAGUCCGCACUAUAAUGACGUCCCACAGGAUGCAUCAUCCGAGAUCGUCAGUAAUGAGGCUGUACUUGCCGCGGAAGCAUGGUGGGCGCGGCUUUUUAAGCGCGCUUACCAUGCAUAAUCGCGAAGUGUGCAGCCUCCGUAAUUACUUUCUAACGUGA
This is a messenger RNA of Parnassius mnemosyne (clouded apollo), 1356 nucleotides long. The record is from the annotation of a GenBank genome assembly. Lineage: Eukaryota; Metazoa; Arthropoda; Insecta; Lepidoptera; Papilionidae.